AAAGAGGAAACUUCACUCCAAAACCGUGUCAGUUCCCACACACUCAACCAACCAUUCUUAUUUCCUUUCCAUUGGCUUCAUUGGACUCAACCUUUUCUCUCUUUCUCUCUCAAUUUUGUUUUUCCCCAUUCAUUUUCAGGGGCUGUUUUUCUGCAAUUCACAGACAGCUUAGAUUACUUCAUCAUGGUCUCUUGAUCGCGCUUUGCAUUUGGGUGGGGAAGAGAAGAACUUGGGGAGCUUAAAAACCGGUUUUGUUUUUGCUUUGCAUUUGGGUGUGAUAGAGUUCCCUUCCCUUUUUUCCUUUGAAAAGCAUCUGCAACCAUGCGAGUGUGGACCCUUUUGCUGCUGCUGCUGCUACUACUACUUAGGAGUGAUGCUGUGCACUCCGAUUCUGAGUACUUGAUUGGUGUUGGAAGUUAUGACAUUACUGGUCCUGCAGCUGAUGUCAAUAUGAUGGGUUAUGCUAACGCGGAGCAAAUUGCAUCUGGGGUUCACUUCAGGCUGCGAGCUAGAGCUUUUAUUGUUGCUCAGCCUGAGGGUAACCGGGUAGUUUUUGUGAACCUCGAUGCUUGCAUGGCUUCUCAGCUUGUGGUCAUCAAAGUGAUUGAGAGGCUGAAAGCAAGAUAUGGUGACCUUUACACUGAAAAGAAUGUGGCUAUUAGUGGAAUUCACACUCAUGCUGGUCCUGGGGGUUAUCUCCAAUAUGUCGUGUACAUUGUGACAUCUCUUGGGUUUGUUCGGCAGUCAUUUGAUGUCAUUGUCGAUGGCAUUGUGAAUACUGUAGUCCAAGCCCAUGAAAAUCUACGGCCAGGAUCAAUAUUUGUCAAUAAGGGAGAGCUCUUAGAUGCUGGUGUAAAUCGCAGUCCCAGUGCUUAUCUCAACAACCCUGAGGCAGAGAGAAGCAAAUACAAGUAUAAUGUUGAUAAAGAAAUGACUUUGUUGAAGUUUGUUGAUGAUGAAUGGGGUCCUUCGGGAAGUUUCAAUUGGUUUGCCACUCAUGGUACUUCAAUGAGCCGAACAAACUCGUUAAUUAGUGGGGAUAAUAAGGGUGCAGCUGCACGAUUUAUGGAAGACUGGUUUGAGCGAAAAGGGUCUGUAAGAAUGGAUUCUGUUGGAUUAGAAAAUGAUGGAAUCCCUCGAAGAAUUUCAAACAUAAUUCCCAACGUUCAUGAUACAUUUUCUCUCUCUUAUUCGAGGGUUGUGCUAACCAAAACACAAGGUAUAACAAGACAUGCAAAGCCUCCAAACAAAGAGUAUGCAAAACCAAAAAUAAGCAGAACAGAGGACCAUAAAUUACUGGAGAUUGCAGCCUCAUUCCAAUCUCCUCCUGGUAAACCUGCAACCAAAAUUUCAAGUGUGGCUCGACGUGUGAGAGGUGUCCUUAGGCAGGUUGACAAGCCUAAAUUUGUAUCUGCAUUUUGUCAAUCAAACUGUGGAGAUGUUAGUCCAAAUGUGCUUGGAGCUUUUUGUAUAGACACUGGUCGACCUUGUGACUUCAAUCAUAGUACAUGUGGAGGAAAGAAUGAAUUGUGCUAUGGCCGAGGACCUGGUUAUCCAGAUGAAUUUGAAAGUACACGUAUUAUAGGAGAGAGACAGUUUAGAAAAGCUGUGGAGCUAUUCAAUGGAGCAUCUGAACAGAUUAAAGGGAAGGUUGAUUUCCGACAUGCUUUCAUAGAUUUGUCCCAGCUUGAGGUAAAUCUUUCUAGAGUUGGUGUUUCUGAGGUCGUAAAAACAUGCCCUGCUGCAAUGGGAUUCGCUUUUGCUGCUGGAACAACAGAUGGACCUGGAGCUUUUGACUUUAAGCAAGGUGAUGAUCAGGGAAAUCCUUUCUGGAAGCUGGUUCGCAACUUAAUUAAAACACCAGGCAAGGAGCAAAUAGACUGUCAACACCCAAAGCCCAUUUUGCUUGAUACUGGUGAAAUGAAGCUACCAUAUGAUUGGGCACCUUCAAUACUUCCAAUCCAGAUCCUCCGAGUUGGGCAGUUUGUUAUUCUUAGUGUACCUGGAGAAUUCACAACAAUGGCUGGGAGGCGACUUCGUGAUGCAGUCAGAACAGUGCUAAGUGGCAACAAAGGCUUCGGUAGCAACAUUCAUGUUGUUAUAGCGGGGUUGACCAAUACUUAUUCACAGUAUGUGACUACUUACGAAGAGUACGAGAUGCAGAGAUAUGAGGGUGCUUCCACGCUGUACGGUCCACACACACUGAGUGCUUACAUUCAGGAGUUUACGAAGCUUGCACGUGCUCUCAUCAGUGGUCAGCCAGUAGAACCAGGUCCUCAGCCCCCAGAUCUCUUAGAUAAGCAAAUAAGCCUCUUAACUCCGGUUGUGAUGGAUGCAACCCCUAUUGGUGUGAAGUUCGGGGAUUGUAGCUCUGAUGUUCCCAAAAACUCCACCUUUAAGCGAGGUGACAUGGUGUCUGUUACUUUCUGGUCUGCAUGCCCUCGUAAUGACCUUAUGACUGAAGGUACAUUUUCCCUGGUGGAAUUUCUCCAAGGAAAGACUACUUGGGUUUCUGCUUAUGACGAUGAUGAUUUUUGCUUGCGCUUCAAAUGGUCAAGGCCUUUCAAACUCAGUUCUCACAGUAAAGCCACCAUAGAAUGGAGAAUCCCGCAGGAUGCAACUCCUGGUGUAUACAGAAUCAAACAUUUUGGGGCUGCAAAAGGUUUAUUAGGGUCAAUUCGUCACUUUGCAGGUUCAUCUAGUGCAUUUGUAGUUGCAUAGAGAAGGGAGGGAUACUAUUUGAUGAUGAUACAUGUUCAAUGGUCUGUAUUCUAUUAGAGAACUGAAUUAUAACACACUACAUUAAAUCAAGGAUGAUUCCAUUGCUUACUGUUUGUUACGUA
Vigna unguiculata (cowpea) is the source of this 2843-nucleotide messenger RNA. Its product is annotated as neutral ceramidase 1-like. Lineage: Eukaryota; Viridiplantae; Streptophyta; Magnoliopsida; Fabales; Fabaceae. Gene Ontology annotation, biological process: long-chain fatty acid biosynthetic process; sphingosine biosynthetic process; ceramide catabolic process. Gene Ontology annotation, cellular component: extracellular region. Gene Ontology annotation, molecular function: N-acylsphingosine amidohydrolase activity. The record is from RefSeq and is a predicted model, not a curated record.